AUGGAAUGGUGGCAGACCAGAAUCAGAAACCUGAAUACCACUCGAAAGCAAGUAUUCGUGUACUUCCACGGAGUAAAUGUCCGCUUAGAUGAGCAGUUCGUCGGGCAGUACGACGCCGAGUCAACCAAGGGCUUCGUCGACGAGCUCAACCUGACCAUAGGGGAGUUGCAAAAACAGUUUUGCGACAUGGUUCCCAUUGACUUCCCUGCGGAGAGUUAUACCUACGGGUAG
Messenger RNA from Colletotrichum higginsianum IMI 349063, 231 nucleotides. RefSeq lists its product as uncharacterized. NCBI's taxonomy places the organism in Eukaryota, Fungi, Ascomycota, Sordariomycetes, Glomerellales, Glomerellaceae. Bases 1 to 231 code for a protein of 76 amino acids. The transcript has a single exon. The record is from RefSeq and is a predicted model, not a curated record.